Cyphellophora attinorum is the source of this 774-nucleotide messenger RNA. RefSeq lists its product as uncharacterized. The record is from RefSeq and is a predicted model, not a curated record. Bases 1 to 774 code for a protein of 257 amino acids. Lineage: Eukaryota; Fungi; Ascomycota; Eurotiomycetes; Chaetothyriales; Cyphellophoraceae. The transcript has a single exon.
AUGUCAGGGACGUCAGCGCUUCAGAACAAUUACGACGACAAUGCUCGAGCAUAUAAUCAAUUCCUCGCGACACCUCUUGGAACGCUCGAAGCACAGCUAUUCGAGCUCUGCAUCCCACCCUGCAAGGACUGCGACGUCCUGGACCUCGGCGGAGGGACUGGAUUAGGUGCCAGAGAUGCAAUUAACGCCGGCGCUCGCCACGUGGACGUCAUUGAUAUCUCGCCUGAGAUGAUGCGGCAAGGUCAGGACUACGAGCGGUCAAUUGGCAGGAGUGAUGCUAUUGAUUGGCAUCAAGCGGAUGUGUCACAGUCAUUGGACAGACAGCUGGAUGUAGGGAGGUUAGGACCAUACGACAUGGUCAUAGCGAAUGGCAUCUUCGACCACGCACAGUCCAAAGCAGAGCUGAGGGCCAUGUGGGCUAAUGCUGCAAGGUUCCUGAAGCCCGGAGGGAGAGUUGUUGCGAACAGGAACGACCCCUUCAGCCAAGCGGUGGGUGAUGGCGUGUAUGGCGUCAAAUUCACGGAUUUCGAGAGGCUGGAGAAUGAUGAAGGGUGGAGGUAUACAUAUCGUGUGGUGGAUACGGAUCUGGUCUUUGAGAGCUAUGCGUUGGAUUGCUAUGUCAAUGAUCACACGGAAGUGGCUAGGGAGUUCUGCGAGGACUUUGAGACGGUGAGAUGGGAGAAGACAGCCGUUGUUAGAAGCGACAUGGCAUUCUGGGCAACAUAUCUUCAGCACCCGAUCUUGUACAUAUUCACAGCGACAAAACGCUCGUGA